Messenger RNA from Lynx canadensis (Canada lynx), 2657 nucleotides. RefSeq names its product USH1 protein network component harmonin binding protein 1 (gene USHBP1). NCBI's taxonomy places the organism in Eukaryota, Metazoa, Chordata, Mammalia, Carnivora, Felidae. The record is from RefSeq and is a predicted model, not a curated record.
CCAGCCCAGGUCUCAGCAGGCAGUGGUCAGAGCCACCCCAAGAAUGUCCAGGGAUUUGGCCUGCUGGCCAAGGUGCUCCCAGAGGCGCAGAGGACUGGAAUUUGAGCAGGCUGAGGGGACCCAAUCCCAAGAUUGGGGCCUCUGGCUCAAAAGAGCCCUGGGGAGGAGAAGCGACUCUUGAAGUUGUUAAGCCAGGCCCCGACUGGGGAGCACAGAGGGAGUGAAAGAUAAAGGAGGCAGAGGAGAAGAGGAGGUCAGAACAAUUUUUGGAGAUAGUGAGCUGCCUGUCAAGGGAGGCAUUCGAAUGCGCCAAAUCAACAUUGAUAACCCAAGAUCCCUUCCGAAGGGAGGAAAUCGAUGGCCAUUUCACAGAAGAAGAAAUUAAGGCUACCCAGGAGAGCCAGGACAAGAGCUGAGAUGAGGCGGUGGUUUUAGGGGGAGAGGAAGAAGUUAGACCCAGAGGCCUGACUUCUGGACAGCAAUGAGUGCCCGGGCCACACGACCCCGAAGCCGGCGAGGGAGGCACGCUCCACCUGGGGAGCUGGAUCCUGUGGCGGAGAGUUCAGAGGAGGCCGAGGCAGCCGGCGGGAGUUCUGAGCCGGGCCCUGUGCCAUCUCAGGAGAGCUUCAAGCCAAAGCCGCCGGGGCCAGAGGCAGAGGCCAGGGGGCAGGGCCUGGGGGGCAGGCCCACCAAAGAGGCUGAAGAGAACUCUAACAGAGGACCGGCCCCAUCUCUCAAGGGACCCCAUGGGCCUGCAGAGGAAGGCCACCAGGCCACAGACGUAGCCCCACGGCCCGGGGAGCUGGUCCCCCCCAGGCCUGGAGCCUCCGACGUGUUUCAGAUUCUCCAGCAUGCCCUGAGCUCGCUGGAGGCUGCUGCUGCGGCCUGGCACCGCCGGCCCCCAAGCUGUCCUGGGCCUGUGGAGGCAGAGGACAGAAGUGAGGCAGGACCAAAGCCCUGCCUGGAGGAGGAGGGGGCAGGGGCUUGCCAGAGGGAGGCAGCCCGCCUGGCAGAGAGGAAUGCCUGGCUGCGAUUGGCCCUGGGCAGCCGAGAAGAGGAGCUGAUUCGCGUGCAGGCCUCCGUGCAGGCCAUCCAGGCUGAAAGGGAGACGUUGCAGAGGGAGGUUCAGGAGCUCCAGGAUUCCCUGAUGAGGCUGGAGCCCUUUCCACUUCCCUCCCGUGGCCAAGCAGGUGGCUCGGGCAGUGGCUCCAGCAGUUCUGGGGUAGAUGAAGAGCCCUGGGGGACUCAGGACCCCUUCUCCCUGGCUCACCCCCUGCUCCGGCGCCUCCGGAGUGAUUCCAGCACUCAGAUGUUUGGGCCUCUCCGCACUCAACCCCUCGCCCCCGAGGUGCGCAUCAUGGAAAGCCAGACGGAACAGCUCCAGGGGAGCAUCGAGAAGCUCAAGUGUUUCAACCAUCUGCUGUCAGCUGUGCUGCAGGGGUACAAGGGCCGGUGUGAAGCCCUCAGCAUGCAGCUGGGCCAGCGGGAGGCUGAAGCCACAGCCCUGCGUCUGGCCUUGCAGUACAGUGAGCACUGUGAGGAGGCGUAUGGAGUCCUGCUCACUCUCCGGGAGGCAGAUUCGGGAGCAAGAGAGGAAGCCCCUAUGAGGGACCUGGAGGUGGCUGAGAAGGAGGCUCAGAGGCUGCUGGCACACGAGGAGGCUGCCAUGGAUGGAGGGUCACCACGGAAUCCACAGCCAAGUCCCGAGGGCAGCAGUGUGGAUCGGCCCACACCACAGGAGCUGGACCAGCUCUGGGGCUAUGUCCAGCGUCUCCAGGAGCGCCGUGCUCUGGUGAAGAUUCCCCCAGAGCCUGGCCCAACCUUGGCACCCAUGCCCGCUGUGCCCCAUGCGGAGGCCAUGGUGCAGGCCAUUCUGGGCCCAGCCUGGCCCAGUCCUACCCGGUUGGAGAAGAUGCAGAUCCAGCGGGACCUGGCGGCCACACGGGUACACAUGGGCAAACUGAUGCUGCGGCUACAGUUGAUGAGGCGGGAGAAGCGGGUGGAGCUGAAGGACGCUGCCCUCCGGGCCCAGGGCCCAGCCCAUGUGCUCCUGCUAGAGCAGCUGCGGUGGGAACAGGCACAGCUCCAGACCGGUGGGGCCAACAGUAGUGGUGGGGACAGCAGUGGAGGCGGGAGCAGUGGAGACGAAGAGGAGUCAUCUCAGGGCCCUCCAGCCGUUCUUGGUGGCAGCAGGGGCAUUGAUGGAGGCACGGGCAAAGCGCAGGGCCCGGAGAUUCUAGCCCAGGAACUAGCAGCGUCACUUCACCGGUGCCUGAGCCUGCGGGAGCAGCUGCAGUCUCUGCGGGAGGAACUGGAACAGGUGGUUCAGAAGGGGCGAGCCAGACGUGCUCAGAGUGCCGAGCUGAACAACGAUUUAUGCAAGGCUCACAGUGCCCUGGUCCUGGCCUUCCGAGGUGCCCACCGGAAGCAGGAUGAGCAACGGAGGAAGCUGGAACACAGGGUGGCACUAAUGGAGGUUCGACAGGCAGAGGAAUUGGAAGUGCUAGAAGCCACCGUAAGGGCGCUGGGGAGGCCCAGACCGUCUUGUCCACCUCCCCGGCUGGGAGAGACCUUUCUGUAGGCCCCAUUCUGGCUAUGUCUGGUGUACCAGACAAUUAGGGCAGGCACAUCAUAAACUGUCCUGGAGUGAUACUAUA